ACAAAUUGGAGUUCAUGUUUACUACCUAGUUUUAUGACCACCUUUUUUGACAGAGUAUGGCUUCAGGACAAAGAAAGCGACCUGCCCGUAUUCCACCGCACAAAGUGGCAAAGAAUUGGUGUGUCUUGGGCAAAGACCAGAGUGGAUUUACCAAGACAUUUAUCAAAGAUGAUAUAGGAUAUGGCCUUGUGACCACAAGACCCUUUUUCAAGGGAAACUUUCUUCUGGAGUACCGUGGAGAUCUGACCAUUGCUCCUGAUGAAGAUGAAGAGAAUGUGGACUAUGUUUUCCAUUUUUCUCACAAUAAUACAAAGUAUCGUAUUGAUGCGUCAGAGGAAGAUUCAUGCCUGGCAAGGUGGGUGAAUGACGAUCACAUCCACCCAAACUGUGUAAUUAAGAAAGUCACAUUCAACCAGUCAAGUGGUUCUAGCCUUCCACAUCUGUGCUUAUUUGCAUUAGUGGAUAUUAGACCUGGUGCUGAAUUGAGAUACGAUUAUGGCGUUGACAACUUACCAUGGCGACAGGAGGAUGCUGCCAGACAGAGGGAACGUGAGACGGCAGAGCAAUUGGUGAAUACAGCAGAACGGAAACGUUUGAGAGAGGAGGCUGAGUGGGAGGCUGAGUGGGAGGCCGAGAAACGAAAGAGGGAAGAACGAGUUAGACAAGAAGAGGAGGAACAGAGGAGGACGGAGGAAGAAGAAGAAAGGAUUAGGGAUUUGAAAAUUCAGUCACAGUCAGGCAGUUCAUAUACACCGGAUAGUGAAGAAGAAAGUGAAGAAGAAUUCUUCCCAAGAAGUUUGAGAAACAAGGCUUCUAAUAGGGAAAUUAACUCCAACAGACAACAGAAAAAAGUGGCACCUGUGAUGGUUGAAAGUGACAGUGAGAUCAACUCCAAUGGAAAGAGGAAAUUGGUAGAAAGUGAAGGUGAUAUCAAGUCUAACCGAAAACUGGGAAAAAAAGCACCUGCGAUAGUAGAAAGUGACAGUGACAAAGAAGAUGAGCCAUAUGUGGCACCAGUGAUGGUUGAAAGUGACAGUGAGAUCAACUCCAAUGGAAAGAGGAAAUUGGUAGAAAGUGAUGGUGAUAUCAAGUCUAACCAAAAACUGGGAAAAAAAGCACCUGCGAUAGUAGAAAGUGACAGUGACAAAGAAGAUGAGCCAUAUGUGGCACCAGUGAUGGUUGAAAGUGACAGUGAGAUCAACUCCAAUGGAAAGAGGAAAUUGGUAGAAAGUGAUGGUGAUAUCAAGUCUAAUCGAAAACUGGGAAAAAAGGCACCUGCGAUAGUAGAAAGUGACAGUGACAAAGAAGAUGAGCCAUAUGUAGCUGCAUCAAAUACAAAACCCAACGGACCAAGGAAAUGGGAUUCAUAUUCAUACUGUCUAUAUUGCGGUAAGAAGCAGUCACAGCUUAAACGCCAUCUGUUACGAAAGCACACAGAUGAGUCAAUGGUUGCAGAAGCCCAGGCAACAGUUGAUGAUAACAGAAAAACGCAAAUAUGGUCAAAAAUAAAGAAAUUAGGGGACUUUGAGCACAAUCAAAAGGUACACAUUGGAGAAGCAAUGGAUUUAAAAGUAACAAAGAGGCCUAAAUAUAAAGCGAAAUAUGAUGUGAAUGAUUACGUCCCAUGCUCUUAUUGUUACGGAUAUUACCAUAUUCAUUCCCUGUACAUUCACAGAAAAAAUUGUAAAGCAAAAGAUGGAAGCAAGAACAAUGCAACAAACAAAAACAUGCAUGUGAAAAGUGGUAGAGCUCUUAUACCUAUGAAGCAUAGCACAACAAGUCAAUGUCGCAGAGCAGUUGAUUCAAUGGGUUGCAAUGAUAUAUCACUAAUAAUAAAAAAUGAUCAAGACAUCCUUGGUGUUGGACAGAAUCACUUAGGAAAAAGCAAUUCUGCUAAGAAGGAAGAAACAUGCAGAGAAAAAAUGAGGACAGUCGCAAAAGUUCUACAAGCAGCAAGAAGCAUUGACACAAGUAUUGUAAAUGCGUCAGACAUGCUUACUCCUAGCAAAUUUGAUACUGUAGUUAAGGCUUCUCUUGUUGUAAGCAAAUAUGAUGAAGGCACACAAAAACAUGGGGCAUACUCUACUGCUCUCAAGCUUGGACCAUUUCUUAAAGACCUGGUGGUGGUUGUCAGGGGCAAGUAUACCAGACAACAUAUGGAAGACCAUGUGAAGACGGUCAAUGAAUUUGAAAGGUUGCUUGUUGAUGAGUGGAACAUUCAUGUGACUUCCUCUGCACUGCAGCAGCGCACCGAGAAGAAUUGGAAAAACCCUAGGACACUGCCUCUCACACAAGAUGUUGUUCAAUUUAACAAGUAUCUUGCAGAAACAGAGAAAGAAAUAAAGACAGACAUAGAAGAAGCUGGCAUGUCACCAGAUCUAUACAGAGAUUUGGCCAAUGUAACUCUAGCGCAAAUUGUAACAUACAAUAGAAGACGACCUGGGGAAGUAGAAAGAAUGAAAGUAGAUGAAUACAGAGAGCAGAUCACCAAGACUGACAUAUGCCAUGAUGAAAUUUUCAAGACUCUCACAAUGUCAGAGAAGGCAGCAAUGAAUCGGCUGAAGAUGGUAAAGGUCAGAGGCAAGAGAGGAAGGGGAGUUCCAGUCUUUUUGACUGAAAACACAAAACAGAGUGUGGAUAUGAUAAUAGACUACCAUGACCAAAGGCAAAGAGAUGAUGAGCCACGCAGAUACAUAUUCUCUCGAGCAUGUGACACUGCUAGUACUCCGUACAGAGCCUGUGACGCAAUGAAAACACUUACUGAUAAGGCAGAUCUUAUGAAGCCAGAAAAUGUCAGGUGUACACGACUACGGAAACAUAUAGCAACUACGUCCCAGCUGCUGAACUUAAAUGAUCAUGAGUUAGAGCAGUUGGCCAAUAUGAUGGGUCAUGAUGUUCGUAUUCAUCGAGAAUAUUACAGACUUCCGCAAGAUGUCCUGCUGUUGGCAAAGGCUAGCAAACUACUCACAAUAUCUGCAAAAGGUGAAAUGCACAAAUAUGCUGGAAAGUCACUUGAGGAAAUUGAGCUGAGUCCAGACGACACUGUAGAUCUAGAUGAAACCGACCAAACAAUGUCGGGAGACACACAGACUGAAUAUAGUGAUGAAGAGACUGGACCUCGUGAUGUAGACAAGAGCCCUGGAGGAAGCGAUGCAGAAACAGUAGUUAGUGACAGUGAAGAGUCUGAAGUCUUUGAAGAGGUAAGCAGACGUACCCAAGCAAAAGUAAAGCGUGUAGGCAGAAAAUACAACAGGUGGACAGAUGAACAGACACAAUAUCUCAAAUCCAGGGAAGAAGUCAAGAAAAUGUUGAAGACUAAAACUGUGCCAGGAAAACUGGUUGGAUUACAAAUCAUACAAAAGAGUAAGGGACUGCUGAAAGACAAGAACUGGAAAGAAGUUAAAUUCAAAGUCCAUACUUUAAACCAACUUGAAAGGAAGAGGUUGCAGAAGAAGGAAAAGAUGUAUGUGAAAAAGUAAGCAGGGUGUUGUGGAUGGACCUCUCCUUUGACAGCUGAAUUAAUUGCGACAUACCUGCAUUUUGUACCAUUUUUUCUUUUUUUGUUUGUAUUGAAGUGUUACUACAAAAAUUUGAUAUAGGUUUUAGUUUAGGGAAAAGAGUUCAUAUUUUACCUAAAUUCAGUAUCAGUAUGGUACAUGCUGCAAAUCACAUCAUGGUUGAUUAUUACACAGAACACCUCUACACCAAGUGCAGUUGGUAGAUGCUUCCAAUAAUAUUGGAAUGAAUUUUGAAAUACUGGCCUUUCAGGUUAUCAAAUACCUUACCUAUGGUAUGUGUCAGUGUUGUCUCAAUACUCAAUUGCCCAUUUUCAUUUUUUUUUUAUCAGAAAGUAAGUGUUUCCUAUUAUUUUAAUUAAGUUUAAGAAAUCUGUACAGUAAAAGAAAUGUCCUGCAUUCAAAGCAUUUGGUGAUGGAUAUCCAAGAAUUGUUAUGUUGGUUUCGUUGAUUUGCGGAUGUAACACUGACACCUGAUGUUUCCAAAUCAACCAAAUGCUUCAUCUAUCAUGAGUCCCUGUGAUUUCACUUGAUACCAUUGGUUGACUGUCUCAUGUAAAUAUGUUGUACAAGUACAUCAAUUAAGGGUGGUGGAGGGAUAAUGUUUUAUCCAAUAUGUUUUAUCUCGUAACUCGUGAACAACUCUGAUGGGAAGUGCAUGAGUGUAUACAUUUUCUGACAGGAAAUUACACAAUAAAUCCAUUGGUGACUCCAUUUAAAUCACACAAAAAACCUGCUUUUUACCCAAUUUUUUGGACCACCAUUAUAAAGUAACUUUACAGGGAAAUUUUUUUUUUAAUGUAACAUUAAUCCAGGCACUUGAACCUCAUUUACUACUCUCAGUUGUUUCAAACUCGUACCUAUUGUCCAAAACAUUGACAAAUAUUUUUUUGAAAAUGUCAUUCCCAAGUUUGAGUUUAUGCAUCAUGGGUUAUGAAAACAAACUCAAGGACCUACUUUAAUACAAAAAAUUAAAACUAAAAUUUAGUUGCUACUGUAUAUUCUGCAUGAAAGUUUACCAAGGAGAUGCUUUAUUUUGGUGUCUGGAUUAGUUCCAAAAAAAAAAAAAGUGGAGAAAAUAAUACGACUGAAAUUGUUGAUUUUAUGCAAAAACAUUUAUUUUCAUCUAAUGGCAUCCAAUGGCAUCCAAUGGCAUGUUUCCAGUUUUGUAAUGAUUGCCAAUUGUGUUAAUUUCCACAGAUUUUAGAUUAAACAUCCACAUGGUAUAUAUUUCUGAAAAAUUUGAAACAUGUUUGCAUAAUGUUGCAUAUGAGUUACAGCGCUGUUAUUUUGCUCUCAAAUGACCCUUCAUUUGCUCAAAUCCCUCAUCCCACCUGUCACAUAUAUCACUAUGCAGAUCUUCAUGGUAAAUAUGGUAUGUUUUGUUUCAAACCUCAUUUUCAAAUGAUGAUAAUUGAUUACUCAACUGUGCAUAGAAUAAGUGAUUUUACUAAUAUGCAAACAUGUUUCAACUUUUUGAGAAAUGCGUCUGUAUAUCAAACAUCUGUACAAAUUCAAUUCAUAAAACCUUUAAACAUGGGUUGAAUUGAUAUUACACAUACUGUGUUUAUACUUUGCAUAUAGCACAUGAUGAUUUGUUGAUGUAAUUUGUUAUCCAGUCGAUGUAGAUUUGAGAAAAUUAUAAAUGCUUUAUUUGGGUGUCUGGAUUAGUUUUUAAAAAAGUGGAGAAAAUAAUGAUAAUUGACUGAAAUUGUUGAUUUUAUGUUCAAACAUUUAUUUUCAGUUAAUUUUCAAUCUCAUAUUUGAAAAAUCACAAAUAUUUUGUCUCCUGAUUUUAGGACAAGUUUGCUGACAAGAGGCCACGUCCAAUGGCAUGUUGUUUUCAGUUUUGUAAUGAUUGCCAAUUGUGCGUAUUUUUCCAAGUUAAUUUCCACAGAUUUCUGAGUAAACAUCCACAUGGUAUGUAUUUCUGAAAAAUUUGAAACAUGUUUGCAUAAUGUUGUAUAUGAGUUAAAGCGUUUUUUUUUUCUUCUCCCAAAUGACCCUUUAUUUGCUCAAAUCUCUCAUCCCACCUGUCACAUAUAUCACUAUGCAAAUCUUCAUGGUAAAUAUGUGUUUGUUUUUUCCAAACCUUCUCAUGUUUCAAGGAUGAUAAUUGAUUACUCUGCUGUGCAUGGAAUAAGUGAUUGUCACAAACGAGGCGUUGUAGAGAAGACUACAGAUUUUACUAAUAUGCAAACAUGUUUCAACUUUUUGAGAAAUGCGUCUGUAUAUCAAACAUCUGUACAAAUUCAAUUCAUAAAACCUUUAAACAUGGGUUGAAUUGAUAUUACACAUACUGUGUUUAUACUUUGCAUAUAGCACAUGAUGAUUUGUUGAUGUAAUUUGUUAUCCAGUCGAUGUAGAUUUGAGAAAAUUAUAAAUGCUUUAUUUGGGUGUCUGGAUUAGUUUUUAAAAAAGUGGAGAAAAUAAUGAUAAUUGACUGAAAUUGUUGAUUUUAUGUUCAAACAUUUAUUUUCAGUUAAUUUUCAAUCUCAUAUUUGAAAAAUCACAAAUAUUUUGUCUCCUGAUUUUAGGACAAGUUUGCUGACAAGAGGCCACGUCCAAUGGCAUGUUGUUUUCAGUUUUGUAAUGAUUGCCAAUUGUGCGUAUUUUUCCAAGUUAAUUUCCACAGAUUUCUGAGUAAACAUCCACAUGGUAUGUAUUUCUGAAAAAUUUGAAACAUGUUUGCAUAAUGUUGUAUAUGAGUUAAAGCGUUUUUUUUUUCUUCUCCCAAAUGACCCUUUAUUUGCUCAAAUCUCUCAUCCCACCUGUCACAUAUAUCACUAUGCAAAUCUUCAUGGUAAAUAUGUGUUUGUUUUUUCCAAACCUUCUCAUGUUUCAAGGAUGAUAAUUGAUUACUCUGCUGUGCAUGGAAUAAGUGAUUGUCACAAACGAGGCGUUGUAGAGAAGACUACAGCUUUUACUAAUAUGCAAAUAUGUUUCAACUUUCUGAGAAAUGCAUCUGUAUUUCAAAGUUUCCAAACUUACGUUGAGGAGUUUAUAUCAAACAUCUGUACAAAUUCAAUUCAUAAAACCUUUAAAAUGGGUUGAAUUGAUAUUACAUAUACUGUGUUUUUACUUUGCAUAUAGCACAUGAUGUGUUUCAAUGACUAUAUUCUUCUUGGCACAUACUGCAAUGAAGUCUUAAUUUGAACUGGAUUGACAGCAAGUUGUGUUGAGUUGCAGUGUAAAAAUUAUGGAUAGAUAGAUAAUGCAACUCUAUAAAGUAAGAGCAUGGAUGAAACCUUUUUAAGGUCAAAAGAUUUGCUUCACUGCCUGCAAUUUGUGUAUAGCUUGUGAUUUAAUCCAUUAUAAGAAUGAAGGUGAAAUUUGUGCAGUGCUUUUUUUAGAUUUCAAACAUUUUUUCAAAUUGUAUUUUUCUUUUUCAAGUUUGAUGGUUAAAAAGUUGACAAAUUGUAGCUUUUUUAGGAAAACAAUUGAGAUUGUAAACUGCCAGCACUGUCUCCACAGCUCUUAAUAGGGCUAUUGCAUUGGCUUCAACUUCAAGAAUGCUGAGAAGAUUUCCCUGUUAAGUGAAGUGCAUGUCUACCAGUUAUUUUGUUAUUUCACUGAUGUUGAACUCGCAAAAUAAAUGUUCAAUUGGCAUUUACAACAGAGAAUAA
Strongylocentrotus purpuratus (purple sea urchin) is the source of this 7141-nucleotide messenger RNA. RefSeq lists its product as uncharacterized. Gene Ontology annotation, biological process: DNA integration; DNA recombination. Bases 57 to 3479 code for a protein of 1140 amino acids. The transcript has 6 exons. Gene Ontology annotation, molecular function: DNA binding; protein binding. NCBI's taxonomy places the organism in Eukaryota, Metazoa, Echinodermata, Echinoidea, Camarodonta, Strongylocentrotidae. The record is from RefSeq and is a predicted model, not a curated record.